UUUCCCAAGCAUGCGUCAUGUGACUUCACCCAGCACUGCCUAGCUCAGCACCAAGCCUACUGGUUUCUGGAGAUUUAAUGUGAGAAAAGGACAAACCCCCGAACCCCUUUCCUUCCUUCUCAGCUUGCCUUGUUCAGACUGUUUUUUUCGACCCUCACUUUUCAUCUUUUGUCUUUUUUGGGGUUUUUUCUUUUUUAACACGAUGGGAAAAUGUGGACCUUCAAAGCGCUCGGAGUAUGACAAAAGAUUUUAGGAUGCUGGACUUGUGCUGCUCGUUUUGUUCCUCUCUUUUUACUUAAAUGCCAACACGGUGAAUGCGUCGGACAGAGCGGACGAGCCUGCUGCUAGAGGUCCGCAUUCAGAAAGUCAACAUCUUGUCUUUCUUGAUUUGAUUUUUCUCUGGAGCGACUUCAGAAGGAUGUAACGGCCGAUCCACCGUGUGCAGCUGAAGUCUCCUCAUCAAAAUGCAGAAGGGAAUACGACUUAAUGAUGGUCAUGUCACCUACCUGGGGCUUUUGGCAAAAAAGGAUGGUACAAGACGAGGGUGCUUGAGCAAAAAGAGCUCAGACAACACGAAAUGGCACACAAAGUGGUUCGCUUUGUUACAGAAUAUGCUCUUUUAUUUUGAGAACGAGUCCAGCUCUCGACCCUCGGGAUUAUACCUGUUGGAGGGAUGCAUAUGCGACAGGGCGCCUUCUCCGAAACCUUCACUGUCAGCCAAGGAGUGUUUGGAAAAGCAGUACUAUUUCACUGUCAGCUUCACCCAUGAAAACCAAAAGGCGCUCGAGUUACGCACAGAAGAUGUAAAGGACUGCGAUGAAUGGGUGGCUGCAAUAUCACACGCCAGUUACAGAAACUUGGCCAACGAGCAUGAGACUCUCAUGCAGAAGUAUCUUCAUCUGCUUCAGAUUGUGGAGACGGAGAAAACAGUUGCUAAGCAACUUCGACAACAGAUAGAAGAUGGGGAAAUAGAGAUUGAAAGGCUUAAGUCAGAGAUCGCUGGGCUGCUCAAGGACAACGAAAAGAUCCAUGCCAGCCCUGCAGCUGCCCCAACCGACGACGAUUCAGAAAUCAAGAAAAUCAAAAAAGUCCAGAGCUUCCUGCGAGGCUGGAUCUGCAGGAGGAAGUGGAAGACCAUCAUCCAGGAUUACAUCCGCUCACCACAUGCAGAGAGCAUGAGGAAGAGGAACCAGGUGGUGUUCAGCAUGUUGGACUCGGAGGCCGAGUAUGUCCAGCAGCUUCACAUCCUGGUGAACAACUUCCUGAGGCCACUCCGCAUGGCUGCCAGCUCCAAGAAACCACCCAUCACCCAUGAUGAUGUCAGCAGCAUAUUCCUCAACAGUGAAACUAUCAUGUUUCUACAUCAGAUAUUUUACCAGGGUCUAAAAGCCAGAAUAGCGAGCUGGCCAACAUUAGUGCUGGCGGAUCUGUUUGACAUUCUGCUGCCCAUGCUGAACAUCUACCAGGAGUUUGUGAGGAACCACCAGUACAGCCUGCAGAUCCUGGCUCACUGCAAGCAGAACCGAGACUUUGACAAGCUGCUUAAGCAGUACGAGGCCAAGCCCGACUGUGAGGAGAGGACCCUGGAGACCUUCCUCACAUACCCCAUGUUCCAGAUUCCCCGCUACAUUCUUACACUCCACGAACUUUUGGCCCACACACCCCAUGAGCAUGUAGAGAGAAACAGUCUGGACUACGCAAAAUCCAAGCUGGAGGAGCUUUCCAGAAUCAUGCACGACGAAGUGAGUGAGACCGAGAACAUCAGGAAGAACCUGGCAAUCGAACGAAUGAUCGUAGAGGGCUGCGAGAUUCUCCUGGACACCAGCCAGACGUUCGUUCGACAAGGGUCUCUUAUCCAGGUGCCAAUGAGCGAGAAGGGCAAGAUCACCCGUGGGCGACUGGGCUCUCUGUCUCUGAAGAAGGAGGGGGAGAGGCAGUGCUUUCUCUUCUCCAAGCAUUUAAUCAUCUGCACCAGGGGUUCGGGGGGAAAGCUUCAUCUCACCAAGAAUGGAGUCGUCUCGCUCAUAGACUGUACUCUUAUGGAGGACCCUGAGGGGACAGAUGAUGAGUCCAAAUCAGACAAGAGUGGCCAAGACAUGGAGCACCUGGACUUCAAGAUUGUCGUGGAGCCAAAGGACAGCCAGUCAUUCACAGUCAUCCUGGUGGCCUCCUCGAGGCAAGAGAAGUCUGCAUGGACCAGUGACAUCAGCCAGUGCAUAGACAACAUCCGGUGCAAUGGGCUGAUGAUGAACGCCUUUGAAGACAACUCAAAAGUCACAGUGCCACAAAUGAUCAAGUCAGAUUCAAGUCUGUACUGUGAUGAUGUUGACAUCCGCUUCAGUAAGAUGAUGAACUCCUGCAAGGUGCUGCAGAUCCGUUACGCCAGCGUCGAGCGCCUGCUGGAGAGACUGACGGACCUCCGUUUCCUCUCCAUUGACUUCCUCAACACCUUUCUGCACUCGUAUCGUGUGUUCACCACCGCUGACGUGGUGCUAGACAAACUCAUCACCAUCUACAAGAAGCCCAUCAGCGCCAUCCCUGCUCGGUCCCUGGAGUUAUUCUUUGCCAGCAGUCAGAACAGUAAACUUCUGUAUGGAGAGCCUCCCAGCUCCCCCAGGGCCAGCAGAAAGUUCUCCUCCCCUCCUCCUCUCGCCAUCGCCAAGAACUCAUCCCCAAACCGCCGGCGCAAGCUCUCCCUCAACAUCCCAAUCAUCACUGGGGGCAAAGCUCUUGACCUGGCUGCCCUCAGCUGCUCCUCAAACGGCUAUGCAAGCAUGUACUCAUCCAUGUCCCCGUUCAGCAAGACCACCUUGGACAUCAAUAAACUCUAUGUGGCCAGCCCUAUCGCGAGUAAAAUCCCGGACGAGGGAGAGGACAAGAAGGACAAGGUGGAAGAAUCCUCCGUGAACAAACAAGAUCUCUCCGUACGAGAGGAAAGUGACAAUGAUCCAAACCAGAGUGAUGAUGGGGACCCAGAGGCCUCUCCCACCAAGUCACCAACCACCCCAAAAAACGUUAAAUGCAAAAACUCCUCAGAGUUCUCCCUGUUUUCCUACAACAAUGGCAUGGUGAUGUCCUCAUGUCGAGAGCUUGAUAACAACCGCAGUGCCCUGUCUGCUGCCUCCGCCUUUGCAAUUGCCACAGCCGGAGCCAAUGAGGGCACCCCUACUAAGGAGAAAUAUCGGCGGAUGUCCCUCGCCAGCACUGGUUUCCCAACAGAUCAGAGAAACGGAGACAAAGAGUUUGUGAUCAGACGAGCAGCGACCAACAGAGUUCUGAACGUCCUGAGACACUGGGUGUCCAAACAUUCUCCGGACUUUGAGAGUAAUAAUGAGCUGAAGACAAAGGUUAUUGCCUUCCUGGAGGAAGUGAUGCAUGACCCUGAGCUGUUAACCCAGGAGAGGAAAGCAGCAGCCAACAUCAUCAGGACUCUAACUCAGGAAGAUCAUGGUGACAGUCAGAUCACCCUUGAAGACGUGACACAACUGGUGGGAGCAGCGAAGGCCGAGCCCUUUGAGAGUCACUCUGCGCUGGAGAUUGCAGAGCAGCUCACUCUGCUGGACCACUUGGUGUUUAAGGUCAUCCCAUAUGAGGAAUUCUUUGGGCAAGGCUGGAUGAAGAAUGACAAAAAUGAGAAGACACCAUACAUCAUGAGAACAACAAAGCAUUUCAAUGAUAUAAGCAACCUUAUUGCCACAGAGAUCCUGCACUGUGACGAUGUGGUCACAAGAGUAGCAGUCAUAGAGAAAUGGGUGGCUGUGGCUGACAUCUGCCGCUGUCUCCAUAACUACAAUGCCGUGCUCGAGAUCACCUCCUCACUCAACCGCAGCUCUGUCUUUCGCCUCAAGAAGACCUGGCUCAAGGUUUCCAAGCAGACAAAAGCACUGAUUGACAAGCUGCAGAAGCUGGUCUCAUCAGAGGGGAGAUUCAAAAACCUGAGAGAGGCUUUGAAGAACUGUGAUCCUCCCUGUGUGCCCUAUCUGGGGAUGUACCUCACUGACCUAGCUUUCAUUGAGGAGGGAACACCGAACUACACUGAAGACAACUUAGUCAACUUCUCAAAAAUGAGGAUGAUUUCUCAUAUCAUAAGAGAAAUCAGGCAGUUUCAGCAAACAGCAUACAAGAUUGACCUGCAACCAAAGGUAGCCGAGUAUCUACUGGAUAGGAGCUGUGUUCUGGAUGAAGAAAGCAUGUAUGAAGCCUCACUCAGAAUUGAGCCUAAAGUGCCCAACUGAUGGGGAAGGUGGUCCUCAACGUUAUUAUCUCUGUUAAUAUUACACAUCAGUUAACAUACACAUCAAUUUUUGUAUAGUUGUACAUGUUUAAGAUAUUUGCUCUUCUGUACAGUAGAUGUUUAAGGUUGUUUGAUGACACAAAACAUUUCAGUGUAUAUUUUUUUGUUUACCAUUGCCAUGACGCCACCUGCUUUAAGAAUUUAUUAACAUUUCUUUGGGCUAUUUCAAGCAUAAUAACAGAGGUCACUUUGGUUGCACGUAACUGUGUCUUCUUUGUGACCAAUGACAUUAUUUUGCAUCAUCUCAUACUGUGUCGACUUUGCACUUUCUGAGCACUUGUGCUGCCGGCCAUUGUUCUCUUUGCUUGAAAUUUACUAAUGACUGAAUUUUUCUGCAACCAAUGUAGCAAUGUAAAAAUGUAACUGCAUCAAAUCAGGUAAAAGAGCACAGAGAAUAUAAUUGUUUUUAAUGCUGGGAAACAAUGAUCAGUGGAGAUGACAGCAAGGUAUCUGACACAUAACUGUCUCUGUGCUUCCCAAACUAAAACAAGAGGGAUUUGUUUCUUCAUUUCUGCUCACUACUCUAAGGACAGGGGUUCCCAACCAUUUUUGAACUGCAAAUCAUUUUUAUAUUGAUAGUGUCAUAGCAGCCAAUGAUGAAACUAAAUGGAUAACAAAGCUCUAUAUCUUCUUGUGGUUAGUUACUAAAUUAAAAUAAAACUACUGAAUGAAUGCUGGAGGUGCUGAUGCCAGACUGGUUGCCACACAUACUCUGCCAUACCUUCUUUACUUAACAACACUAAGUCUACAACCACGCUAAAAGCUCUCUGAGGUUGUACUCCAGUGCACAGCUGUGGUUUGAGCUAAAUGCUAAUGUCAGUGCACUAACAAGGUCACACUGAUGAUGUUAAUAUGCUGAUGUUUACUAAGUAUAAUGGUUACUAUGUUCAGCAUCAUAGUUUUGCAUGUUAUCAUGCUUCAUGCUAAUUAGCAAUAAACACAGUCAAGCUGAGGCUGCUGGGAAUGUAAUUUGUUUUGCAGGUAUUUAACCAAAUUAUUGAGAAAAUUGAAGUGCUGACCAAGUGAAAGGUCAGAGAAUCACCAAAAUUACUACAGGUCAUCCAGGGUGACAUGAACAUAUGAACCAAAUUUCCAGGCAAUCUGUCCAAUAGUUGAAGGGACAUCUCCCCUGAAAAUUACCUAUGUGAAACAGCACUAGCACAAAAGUCAAAGGAUCACCAAAGUCAUUAGGCUUUAUCCUCUGGGCUCCAUGCUAUGUUCCAAAUUUCAUGGCAGUCCUUUGAUUAGUUGAGAUAUUUUGGUCUGGACCAAAGUGGUGGACCCAUAGGCCAACAUUGCCAUCUCUAGAGUCAUGCAGCUACCAUGUCUAAAAAACAAUAUAUUGUUGUUGGGAAUGUGACAGGGAGUUAUGAAAAACGUAGCUCAGACUCUUCAAACAUAAUAGCCUAUAAAGCUUUACAAUUAUUCACCUUUUUUCGCAGAGUCAUACAGUUGCCAGUAGCAAAUGUUCAGAGUCCCCUUAAUGGUCCACAGCCUUGAGGUUGGGAACCUCUGCUCUAUGAUACAUGUCUUCAUUAACCUACAAUUGACAAAAUUUUAAUGUUUUAUUUGUUUUUUGUUGUAAAGUAAUACACUCUUUUCAUUGUCUGUUGUCACAUGAGGUGCUCAGACUCACCUUAGACAGCUCAGUUAAUUUCAUAUAAUCAAAUAUAAGCUGUGUAACAACAUACAGUGCUAAAGAAGGGAUACAUCUCUUUGCUGUGACUUGAGGGGAAGGUUAUCUGAAUUUACUGAUACACAGUACAGUACAGUACAGUACAGUGAGUUCUCCCCUUUGUCCAAAUCUUAUGUUGCUUGGUUUUUUGUCCAACUCAAACUCAUGACAAAAGUUCACAUGCGGUGGUAAGUGUUGUAUCUUCAGGUUCGGCGAUACUUCUGUAGAGUAAAAGGUUGUUGCUCUUCUGUAAUUAAAAGACAAUCUGUCCUUUUUGCUGUUCCAGUGAUUGUGGAACGUGACUGUAUAUCACUCUGUUAUAUGCAUUGCUGUUAAAAACUAUGAUAAAACAUAUGUGAAUGACCUCUGCCUGCAGCAUUCAAACACUAUUUUUGUAGUAGUAUAAGAGAGAGUGACUUGCUCUUUAUAUGAACAUGGGAAAGUAUUUUGUACUUUGUUGUUAAUUCACCUCACUGAGAUGUGCUGUACAUUUUGUACAUGCAACCCUGCAUAUUUCUCAAUGUGGAACAGUGUAAUCCUUUAAAAAAAAAGAAUUGUAUCUCAAGCUUAAACACAAAACGCUAUAACAGUGUGGUCUUGAAACCAUGACUUAGUGGUAGGAGGCAACUUCAGAGUGUUUUACAUUUAUACUGUAAUCCUGUCUAUAACCAUUUCUGUUAGCAGGAAUAUAGUAACGUAGUGCUUAUUCUGUGAAUAUUUGUAUGUAUUUUUACUAUGUAUGUACAGUACACUUUUGAAGCUCAUGUGGCAGGCAUGCAACACCUUCACAGACAGAAUAAUACUAUAUACUUAUACUGUAUACACUUAUACAUGCACAUACUCUUAUAAGGUAUAUAAACAAAUAAACAUUUUGCUGUUAGCAAUACCCAGUGGUAUGAAAAUUAUCUUUCAACCCUCAUGUUUCCCACCUUAAGAAAUAUUCCCAGUUUUGUAAGAAUAAAAAAAUAGAAAACAGAAUAAAAGAUUUGCUGAUGAGAAUAACAAAUAAACAAAGAUAUGUUUCCCGGUUACCUCUUGCUAAUAAAUCCAUUUUAUCUCAGGGGCA
Seriola aureovittata is the source of this 7035-nucleotide messenger RNA. RefSeq names its product Ras protein specific guanine nucleotide releasing factor 1 (gene rasgrf1). The transcript is spliced from 27 exons. The record is from RefSeq and is a predicted model, not a curated record. Gene Ontology annotation, biological process: Ras protein signal transduction; positive regulation of GTPase activity. Lineage: Eukaryota; Metazoa; Chordata; Actinopteri; Carangiformes; Carangidae. Gene Ontology annotation, molecular function: guanyl-nucleotide exchange factor activity; protein binding. Gene Ontology annotation, cellular component: plasma membrane. Bases 465 to 4235 code for a protein of 1256 amino acids.